UCCGUUUGGUGAUUUUACUUAUGUUGGCAUUGCUGAUUUGUUGUCAGAUUGAAUACCAACAUUCCAAAAACAUUUCCUUCUCUGCAGAGUGGUUGAAACAGUAGGAGCCAUGUCUGCCCACAAGACAUUUAUUAUCAAGCGGAAGCUUGCAAAGAAACUCAAGCAAAAUAGGCCGAUCCCCCAAUGGGUCCGCAUGCGAACAGGAAACACAAUUCGUUACAAUGCGAAGCGGCGUCACUGGCGUAGAACAAAACUAAAGUUGUAAAGCUUUUUGACAUCCAUUACAUAUUAAAUAAAAGUUUGUCAUAUUA
Molecule: messenger RNA, 311 nt
Organism: Zophobas morio
Lineage: Eukaryota; Metazoa; Arthropoda; Insecta; Coleoptera; Tenebrionidae
Gene: RpL39
Product: large ribosomal subunit protein eL39
Exons: 3
Coding region: 110-265 (51 amino acids)
Biological process (GO): translation
Cellular component (GO): ribosome; cytosolic large ribosomal subunit
Molecular function (GO): structural constituent of ribosome
Source: RefSeq, a predicted model, not a curated record